AACAAUUUUCAUAGCAGUUUCAAAUCCCUAUUAAGAAUCAAAUUCCUAGAAAUUUGUUCUUCUUUUGUUAUUGUUUAUCUUUCUCAUUCUCUUUGUCUUCAGUAUGGCUAAUAGUAAUAUUGUUGUGGUUUUCGACUUUGAUAAAACCAUAAUCAAUUGUGACAGUGAUAAUUGGGUUGUUGAUGAGUUAGGUUUCAAUGAUUUGUUCAAUCAACUCUUUCCUACCAUGCCAUUCAACAAUCUCAUGGAUAGGAUGAUGAUGGAGCUUCAUUCUAAUGGAAAAACAAUUGAAGACAUUGUUCAAGUUUUGAAGAGAAUUCCUAUACACCCUAGAAUGAUCCCUACCAUUAAAGCAGCCCAUGCUUUAGGGUGUGAUCUUAGGAUUGUUAGUGAUGCAAACACAUUUUUCAUAGAGACAAUUCUAAAGAACUUUGGAAUUAGAGAAUGUUUCUCUGAGAUUAACACUAAUCCAGGUUAUGUUGAUGAAGAAGGAAGAUUAAGAGUUUUGCCAUAUCAUGAUAUCAACAAACCUCCUCAUAGAUGUAAUCUCUGCCCUACAAACAUGUGCAAGGGUCUAAUAAUAAAUAGAAUCCAAGAUUCUUUUUCAUGCGAAGAGAAUAAAAGAUUUAUCUAUCUUGGUGAUGGUAGUGGAGAUUAUUGUCCAAGCUUGAAUCUAAAAGAAAAAGAUUUUGUGAUGCCAAGGAAGAAUUUUCCUAUAUGGGAUUUGAUUUGCAAAGAUCCUUCUCUUGUGAGAGCUCAAAUUUAUGAAUGGAGUGAUUGGGAAGAACAAGAAAGGAUUUUGCAUCAAUUAAUCAACAAAAUUUCAAUGGAAGAAAGUGGUCAAUUCAAGAUGAUGACUCCAUCCUUCUCUGGUCAUGAAGCUUUGCCUAAAGCUCUACCUGUUAUGCUAUAAUAAACUAGUUUAAUUUGAUGUAUUUAUAAAAAUAUUUAUUAAUAUUUUAUUUCCGGUGGUUUGGAAUUUGUUUAUGAUAAAUUGUAUUUUUUAAUUAAAUACAAAGUUUUAUAGAUUUACGAA
This is a messenger RNA of Vicia villosa (hairy vetch), 1036 nucleotides long. RefSeq names its product inorganic pyrophosphatase 2-like. NCBI's taxonomy places the organism in Eukaryota, Viridiplantae, Streptophyta, Magnoliopsida, Fabales, Fabaceae. Gene Ontology annotation, molecular function: phosphatase activity. The record is from RefSeq and is a predicted model, not a curated record. Bases 104 to 913 code for a protein of 269 amino acids. The transcript is spliced from 3 exons.